Messenger RNA from Carcharodon carcharias (great white shark), 459 nucleotides. RefSeq names its product cytochrome b-c1 complex subunit 9-like. Gene Ontology annotation, biological process: mitochondrial electron transport, ubiquinol to cytochrome c. Bases 16 to 237 code for a protein of 73 amino acids. The record is from RefSeq and is a predicted model, not a curated record. The transcript is spliced from 2 exons. NCBI's taxonomy places the organism in Eukaryota, Metazoa, Chordata, Chondrichthyes, Lamniformes, Lamnidae.
AGGGUUACAGGAAGAAUGUGUGCGGCGGCGAUUGGCAGUGGGAAGAUGGCGGUGUUCAGGCAGGUUUACAACCUGGUGUUCAAGAGAACUUCCACCUUCGCGCUGAGCAUUGUGCUGGGCGCCAUCUUCUUCGAGAGGGUGUUCGACCAAGUCGGAGAUGCUGUGUUUGAGCGCAUCAAUGAGGGGAAACUCUGGAAACACAUCAAACACAAUUAUGAGAAAAAUGAGGAAGCAUAAAUAAAAUUCCGUACUGCAUGGUGUUUUCCAUCUCCUGGAAUGUUGCUCCUGUUGAACAGCCCAGCAUUAUAAUGCCAUCCACCAGGACUAUUAACUUUAACAGACUGUUGACAUAUUAUUUUGUCAAUUCCUGAAAAAUGGAUUGUUACUGUAAUUGAACUAAUGCUGGGUCCAUUUGUUGAAAAUGAUUACAAAGAUAUAAAUAUCUAAAAUUCAACAAUU